Messenger RNA from Amaranthus tricolor (Joseph's coat), 3076 nucleotides. RefSeq names its product exocyst complex component EXO84B-like. The transcript is spliced from 7 exons. The record is from RefSeq and is a predicted model, not a curated record. Gene Ontology annotation, cellular component: exocyst. Gene Ontology annotation, biological process: Golgi to plasma membrane transport; exocytosis; intracellular protein localization. Lineage: Eukaryota; Viridiplantae; Streptophyta; Magnoliopsida; Caryophyllales; Amaranthaceae. Bases 293 to 2596 code for a protein of 767 amino acids.
AAUGUCCGAGGCAAAAGAAACAAAUAGUAGGAAAGUUUGGUUGUCAAAAAGAAGAAACAUGGAAUAUAACUUUCUGGAUAAUCAAUCGGCCACCUCCGAUUCAACUAAUUAUCACCUAAUAAAGGGCUAAAACUGUUCACCUUUUAGAGAGAAACUAUUCUCUCUGCUCCUCAACUUCAUCUUCUCCGAUCAACAUCUUCCGAUCAUCCUCCAUUUUCUCUAUCUACUUAAAACCCUAGCCUUUUCUGGUCUAGAGAAUCGGAUCUGAAGGAAGAAAGGUUCUUAUAUUCUAAUGGCGGCGGUGAAAGGGCCGAGGUCUAGAGCUCACUCUGGUGCUCCGGCGAAGGAGAAUUUGCCUAAACUUGAAGAGAGUUUAAAUGCUUUUCGUAAUGAUGGGUUUGAUCCUCAGUCCUAUGUUCAGUCCAAAUGUUCUCUUAACGAGAAGGAAAUAAAGCAUUUAUGCACGUAUUUAAUGGAUUUAAAGAAGGCGUCUGCUGAGGAAAUGCGAAGAAGUGUGUAUGCUAAUUAUACAGCCUUUAUACGUACCUCAAAAGAAAUAUCAGAUCUAGAAGGUGAGCUGCUUUCCAUCAGAAACCUUCUAACCACUCAAGCAGCGCUUAUACACGGACUAGCUGAAGGCGUCCACAUGGAAUCAUCACCAUUAAGUAAUUCUGAAGGGUCUAUUACAAAUGGUACAAGUAACUUUGAGGAAAGGGAACCUUCGGACCUGGAAAAAUGGUUAGUUGAAUUCCCUGAUCACCUUGAUGUGUUGUUAGCGGAAAGAAGAGUGGAUGAAGCAUUGACAGCCCUCGAAGAAGGAGAGCGUGUUGCCUCUGAAGCAAGGGAAACAAAAACACUCAGCCCAGACGUGAUUCGAUCCCUUGAUAUAGCAAUUAAGGAACGGAGACAGAAAAUGGCUGAUCAGCUGGCAGAAGCUGCUUGCCAGCCUACUACUCGUGGUACUGAGCUUCGUGCUGCCACAUCAGCUCUAAAAAAACUUGGUGAUGGUCCCCGUGCUCACACCUUACUUCUCAGUGCACAUUUACAAAGAUACCAGUAUAACAUGCAAAAUAUCCGCCCGUCAAGUAGCUCUUAUGGAGGAGCCUACACUGCUGCCCUUUCCCAGCUGGUCUUUUCCGCCAUAGCUCAGGCAGCCAGUGAUUCUUUAACCAUAUUUGGUAAUGAACCAGCUUACACUUCUGAGCUAGUAACAUGGGCUGCACAGCAAAUAGAAGCAUUUGCUCAACUUGUGAAAAGGCAUGCUCUAGCUUCAUCGUCAGCAGCAGGAGGUCUCAGAGCAGCUGCUGAGUGUGUUCAGAUAGCUUUAGGCCAUUGUUCAUUGUUGGAAGGUCGUGGUCUUUCACUGUGUCCAACACUAGUUAAACUCUUCAGACCUAGUGUUGAACAAGCAGUGGAUGCUAAUUUUAAAAGGAUAGAGGAGAGUACUGCUGCUUUAGCAGCUGCUGAUGAUUGGGUUUUGACUUUGCCACCUAGCAUUCGCCAGUCUGGGAGAUCUUUGAGCACUUCAGUUGCUAGCAUGGCAGGAUACCAGUACAAGCUUACAAGUAGUGCUCAUCGUUUUAUCUUGAUGGUCCAAGACUUCUUUGAGGAUGUGGGGCCACUUCAGAGUAUGCAGCUGGGUAGUAAAACAUUAGAAGGUGUUUAUCAGGUUUUUAACUCAUAUAUUAACAUGCUCAUAAAAGCAUUACCAAAUUCAUUGGAAGAAGCAAAUUUUGAGGGCACUGGAAACAAACUUGUUAAUAUGGCUGAGAAUGAAUACCAACAAAUUGCAUUAUUGGCAAAUGCAUCACUAUUGGCCGAUGAGCUACUUCCUCGUGCUGCCAUGAAACUUUCUCAAAACAAUCAAGCAGAUUAUGAUGAUUCUCAUAGACGAACUUCAGAUAGACAAAAUCGUCAUCCUGAGCUCAGAGAAUGGAAAAGGAGUCUCGUGAGUUCAGUUGAUAGGCUCAAAAGUAGUUUCUGUCAGCACCAUGCUCUGGAUCUUAUCUUUACUGAAGAGGGUGCGAGUAAUCUUACAGCUGAAAUAUACUUAAAUAUGGAUGCUAGUACGGAAGAUAUUGAAUGGUUUCCUUCGCCAAUAUUCCGGGAACUUUACUUCAAACUUAAUACGAUGGCUAUUAUUGCGGCCGAGAUGUUUGUCGGAAAAGAAAGGUUUGCUACCCUGCUGUUAAUGAAACUCACAGAGACUAUUAUCUUAUGGUUGUCUCAAGAUCAAAGCUUCUGGGAUGAUAUUGAGGAUGGUCCUAAGCCUUUAGGCCCUCUCGCCCUUCAACAGCUCUACCUGGAUAUGAAAUUUGUUAUCUGCUUUGCUUCUCAAGGUCGUUACCUGUCUCGUUACUUAGUCCGAGUCAUCAAUGAAAUCAUAUCUAAAGCUCUUGCAGCUUUUCAAGCCACGGGCAGAGAUCCUUAUAGUAUACUACCUGAAGACAACUGGUUUAACGAAAUCUGUCAAGAUGCAAUUGACACACUGAGUGGAAGGCCGAGAGAAAUCAAUGGGGACCGUGAAGUAAAUAGCCCAACAGCUUCGGUCUCUGCUCAGUCAGUGUCCUCAUACAGGUCUCAUGGAAGCUCUUAACAGCUCUAUCUUGCUCAUCUGUACAUUAAGGCUAAAAUUGAGACCGUCUCCAAAAUUUUCCUAAAGAUCUUUGUUUAUAGUGUAAUAGAAAGAUUCAUUUGUUCCCGCUUUAUUUUUUCCCUUGAUUCUCAUUUUCAUUCAAUUUAUCGCAUUUUCUGGUGCGGAGAUUGCUUGUAAUUCUGUAGAUUAAUUACCAACAGAUGGUUUCAGGUUUAGAAAUGUGUCAUUCGGGAACAAGUUUGUAAUUACAUGCGCAUUGAUUAUAAGAUCUAGAGCUAUUCUUUGAAUCUAUUUGUUCGGUGUACUUGUGUUCAACACUCCUAGGUCGUUGUGGAGAUUGAAAUUCUAUUACAAAUACAUCCUUCUGAGUUCUGAGUUUUUUUCCUCAUAUUUUCUUAUGUGAGAGCUUGAAUCUCUGUUGGUCAUAAUUCUAUAAGCGGAAUAUAUUUUCUUAUCCCAACACCAAUUAACAAAUACUCC